UUGCUUCCAAGCAGCCAGAUGCUGACCAAAGUUUAGAUAGCUAACUUAGGACCGUUAUUAUAUUGAAGCAUAGGCAAGCACCUCUGACUCCUGUCUAUGCUUCUAAUGAGCUCGAUUGUGUACAAAAACCCAUUCACCAGUUUGCUGGUCUAUGUGGAUGUGCUCGCCAUUUGUAUUCUAUCAAUGAAUCGAUAUUUGUAAGUCAAUGUAAUUAGUCAGAGUUCAUGGAAAUCCUCCCGUUUAGCAUUACUUGUAAUUAUUUAAUUUACUUUUUGUAUCUUUCUACAUACUAACAGCUCCUAGCUUGAUUCAGACAGAAGCUACUGUAUUAGAUUGUAACAAUUAUUAAAUAUGUCGAAGCAAUGGUGUUUUUUUUAUUUUUUACAUUUAUGAUAUGGGGGUAAUACUAAAAGCUCGACAUGCUGUAAAACCGAGGCACAUUACUUCAACCUCGCUCAGUCGCUCUUUGCACAAAUGAAUGAUAACUUUGAGCGAUAGUAGCCCUUUCCCCCGCUUUUGAGGCAAAUUAUUUCCUGGGAUAAUUUGCGGAUUCCCUUUAAAAUUCUCGCGUAGUUGACCACACUUCCCCGUAAACCCCGGUUCUAGCAACCAAAAUCUAUUUACGUUUCGAGAUUAUGUUGAGUUAAACAUCAAUUGUCAUAACAGCUUAACAGGACUGAGCACAAUUUGGUGUCAGUUCGUAGAUACGUGUAAUGUUGUCUCUGUAGCCAACAUGAGCCACGAGAAUUCAGUAGUGCUUAACCUGAUGUCACCAUGGUGCGCCUUUGCACUAGAAGACAUGGAUGCAGCAGAGGAGUAUGCUAAGUGCAUGUCGAGUUUCAACAGUGAUGGGUUUGGGUUUUGUUUGUUUUUCCUUUAGUUUUUUAAUCUUCUUUUACCGUUUUAGGCAUCAAGUCAAAAGAGUUUAGUCAAGCACAAUUGCAUACUCCUCUCUCUCUCUCUCUCUGGAUGCCCCACAAGAAAGUGAAAUAACAAACACAUUGUCUCCUUAGAUUCCUUUCUUUUCUAUUUGAAGCGCACUCUAUCCCAGCUCUCUCUUUCUGAUUUCCUGUAUCAGCUGGUGGGACUGCCUAUGUUUCUUUUGUCAGGAUUCUCUUGCACUCACUAUAUGAAAGGGGGAGAUGGGUAGUAGAAUAACAAAGAAUCAAUUAAAUAAGCAUAAAGCGCAACAUAUCUAUCCCCAACAGUAAAAAGAAGAAACCAGAUUCAUACACUCGCCGUCUCCGUGUCUCUCUUUACCACCUCCACCUGUUUUUAAAGCUUCCUUUUCCUUUCUCUGAUGAAGACACUAGUCAUGGACACAACCUCAACUCCUCAAGAAUCAUCCUCCAAGAGACACUUCCACUGGACCAACAAGGUUGGAAAUGAAGAAGUGGAAGUUCCCAUGUCCAAAAUCAUAGAAGAGGACACAAAAGAAGAUGACAAGGGUGUUCCAGUUCAAGUUCCAGUUCCAGGACCUUCAGCCACUUCUCAGGCAACAAGAAGGAAGCUUCAGGCGGUGGCAAUUUCAAGGCUUCGCUCUGUUCUCACUGUGUUUGGCAAGAACCGUUCCAACCUGCCCUUUGGUCUUGGUUCUCGAGUUGUUGGCACUCUCUUCGGUUACCGUCGUGGCCACGUGCAUUUCGCGUUUCAGAAGGACCCCACUUCCCAACCCGCUUUCCUCAUCGAGCUUGCAACACCAAUAAGCGGUUUGGUUCGCGAAAUGGCUUCUGGGCUGGUUCGAAUUGCUCUGGAAUGUGACAAGGCGAAAGGUGCAGAGAAGAAGAGCGUGAGGUUACUUCAAGAGCCUCUGUGGAGGACAUAUUGCAACGGCAAAAAGUGUGGCUUUGCUACCACAAGAGAAUGUGGAGCAAAAGACUGGGACAUCCUUAAAGCCGUGGAGCCAAUUUCGAUGGGUGCAGGUGUUUUGCCACUGAGUAAUAGUGAUGGUGUUGAAGCACAAGCAGGGCCUGAUGGUGAAGUGAUGUACAUGAGGGCUAGGUUUGAGAGGAUUGUUGGGUCUAGAGAUUCUGAGGCUUUCUACAUGAUGAACCCUGACAGCAAUGGAGCACCUGAACUUAGUAUUUAUUUGCUUAGAGUCUAGGACCAGUCGCUCUAAAUGUCUGUUUAUUUAGUUAUAUACUUUCCCUUUUUUUAGCUUUUGUUCUUUGUGGAUUUUCAACACUAGGUUGUUCCUAUACUACUUGUCUAGCUCUUUAAUCAUGAAAAUGGAGACCUAGUUCUCUCCAAGUUCUUCCUUUUUCCCCCCCUCUUCUUCCUGGAGGGAGGAAGAAGAAGUGGGGUUUCUGUUUUUUUCUUGUUAGGAUAGGAGGGUAGGGUUAAGGCAGAAAGGGGGGAAUUUGUGGGUAACCAAUACUUUACAGCGUGGUGGUGGGUGGGUCACGAAAGGUGUAUAUGUAUAGUUUUCUUUCCAAUCCUUUAAUUAGUGAUUUGGAAUGGAGGUUAAUGCAAGUCAUGAUUGUCUUUGCAUUUUUAUUUGGUUUAUUAACUUUGAAAGUUUCAUUAUGCCAUGCUGUUUGAU
Molecule: messenger RNA, 2542 nt
Organism: Abrus precatorius (Indian licorice)
Lineage: Eukaryota; Viridiplantae; Streptophyta; Magnoliopsida; Fabales; Fabaceae
Product: protein MIZU-KUSSEI 1
Exons: 1
Coding region: 1301-2104 (267 amino acids)
Biological process (GO): hydrotropism
Source: RefSeq, a predicted model, not a curated record